Messenger RNA from Alternaria conjuncta, 846 nucleotides. RefSeq lists its product as uncharacterized. The transcript is spliced from 2 exons. Bases 1 to 846 code for a protein of 281 amino acids. Lineage: Eukaryota; Fungi; Ascomycota; Dothideomycetes; Pleosporales; Pleosporaceae. The record is from RefSeq and is a predicted model, not a curated record.
AUGGCGCUCUCAAACCCCGCCUCAGAUACCGCAGGAUCAGCGAUCUCACCCCACAAAGCCGGUCUUACCAGCGCACUCGGUAUGCUCGCGAUGCAAGACCCCUCCGUUCCAACACCCGGCAAGUGCCACAUCGAUAGAUGCGCCGUCGAGAUUAUGAUACAAGUGGCUGAGAGUCUGGGAUACAAGGGUCUAUGUUCUUUGGCACGCGCCUCGAAGCGCUACACAGAGGCUGCGCAGGAUGUCCUCUACCGCUUUGUCGACCUUCGUCCGGAGGACCAAAAUUCAGAAUAUUUAGAGAGUUCAGAUGACGAGUCCACAUUCGACCGUCCCACCAAGUCUGCUCUCGCCGUGUUUCUCUGGACCAUCAAACAAAAGCCUCACCUGGCUACCAAAGUUCAGGACUUAUGGUUCCUGCCGCGUUCGCUACCUGUCGAGUAUCCACAGCUUAUGUAUUCCAGCGUGUCGCCCGUCUCUCUAAUGGUCAAGCCCGGAAGCUAUGUAGUCGAAGUAGACGAGAAGAAGCUCGCUUGCGAUCUCCUUGCUCGUCUUACCGAGUUGCGUUCUUUGACCAUUACCGCUUUGGACGACUACACCUGCAUGACCGAAUUGGACAAUCCUGAUAACUAUGGCCUUCCUUAUUGGAAAGAUGACGGGGACCGCAAGUUAAAGCUCGCGAGCUGGUUAGGGGAGCUGACCAAGACCGACUUUCCAGACCUGGAACGAGUUGAGGUUGUGUGUUCGGUCGGAUAUGGAGAUGAUAUGGGAUUCAAGCAGCGUCUUGAGCAGUCUGCAGAAGUUCGCUUCCUCGAGACUAUCGGUGUGGCAGUGGUGGUCAGGAAGGAGUGA